Messenger RNA from Homo sapiens (human), 3413 nucleotides. It is a transcript of the gene CEACAM19, whose product is annotated as CEA cell adhesion molecule 19. Lineage: Eukaryota; Metazoa; Chordata; Mammalia; Primates; Hominidae. The record is from RefSeq and is marked validated. The coding region runs from base 1649 to 2548 and encodes 299 amino acids. Gene Ontology annotation, cellular component: membrane. The transcript has 9 exons.
CAUCCAGCAGCAGAAACCUCACCCAGCAGCGUCUUUUCCGGUCUCAUUCACCAGCGCCGCCCACCGCUCAACCAAUCCCUGGCCAAAAGAAUGGGACCGCCUGGAAGGCUGGACCAAACAGGACCUGCCCUCUGGGGCUGGGGAGAGGCCCAGAUGAAGGCUGCAGGACAGGAUGGACUCCUAGACCUCUGUUACCAGCAGUGACUACCUCUGUCUGGGUGGUUGGAACAUGUUUGAAUUUUAUUCUAAGUACUGUCUACAAGUUCUGCAAUAAACCUUGACUCUUCUUUUAAUAAUGCAAAAGGAAUCGAAGUGAUUGUUUGAAAGGGAGAGGAAGAAAGAGAGAGGGAGGGAGGGAAGAAUGGAGGGAGGCAGGGAAGGAGACAGAGAGAGUAGAAUCCAGCCACCGGAAAAUCCAGAAUAGCUGGCUUUGCUUAAUCCAUGCCUGGAAAUAACUGCUGGGUUUGCAACAACUUCUCUCCCGGAGACAGACCAAGGAAACUACAAAACUGCAGGAAGGAUUGAAGGGCCGGGCACAGUGGCUCACGCCUGUAAUCCCAACACUUUGGGAGGCCGAGGUGGAUUGGAUCACCUGAGAUCAGGAGUUCGAGACCAGCCUGGCCAACAUGGUGAAACCUCGUCUCUGCUAGAAAUACAAAAAUAAGCCGGGCGUGGUGGCGUGCGCCUAUAGUCCCAGCUACUCGGGAGGCUGAGGCAAGAGAAUCGCUUGAACCUGGGAGGUGGAGGUUGCAGUGAGCUGAGAUCGUGCCACUGCACUCCAGCUUGGGCGACAGAGUGAGAAUCUGUCAGGUGGAUUCUGAGGGUACUCUGACCCCACGAACCCAGCAUGAAAUCUUCCAGGCAUUAAGGAACAUUGAGGAUGUGGAGGAUUGGAAAUCCCUCCAGGGAAAAUACACUUCUCUUGAGCAGGGUCACGAGGGGUGGGGGCAAUGUGGGAGGUGGGGCAAAUCCAAAGACAAGGUCAACAGCAAUAAUAAUAAUAACAAUGACAGGCAUUUGUUGCUUGUUGGCUGGGCCUCUUGCAUACAGUUCUCCCAACAUCCCUGUGAGGUGGUGAUGCUUAUCCCCAUUCUCCAGGGGAGGAGGCUGAGGCCCAGAGAGGUGAAGUCGUGUGCCACAAAAUACCCCAGCCAUAUGGUGGUAGAACCAAGUUUUCAGCCAGACUCACCAGCUCACAGCAGAGCUGCCCUGGACUCUACAGCCAUUCAGUGUAUAGCUGGGCCACUCCAUCAUUCAAGGCAGUUCAACGUCAAGAUUCCUGAUUUGCCUCAACCUGGGGCCUCUAGAAGAUACCAUCACCCCCAACAAGCUGAAGACGUGUGUCCGGAACACUCAGACACACACAAAGUGCUAUGGAUACACCACACCCCGACCUAGCUGUCUCUUCCUGAUGGACCUCACUGGGUAGAAAUGCCUGGCACCGCCUGCCUCAGAUCCCUAGGGAGUAUAGGUGGAGCCUCCAGAGCCCAUGGACAGGGCAUGCUGGGGCUGGGCCAGCCCCAGCGGUGUCUCUAAGGCACCCCUGGGAUCCCCACUGAGCUGGCCUACUUCAGACAGCCAGGGCCCACCCCUCUGGCCCCCUUAGUGUCCAGCUCGUGGCCCCUUGGCAUUUCCACAAGACGCCAAGAUGGAGAUUCCCAUGGGGACCCAGGGCUGCUUCUCAAAGAGCCUCCUGCUCUCAGCCUCAAUCCUGGUCCUCUGGAUGCUCCAAGGCUCCCAGGCAGCUCUCUACAUCCAGAAGAUUCCAGAGCAGCCUCAAAAGAACCAGGACCUUCUCCUGUCAGUCCAGGGUGUCCCAGACACCUUCCAGGACUUCAACUGGUACCUGGGGGAGGAGACGUACGGAGGCACGAGGCUAUUUACCUACAUCCCUGGGAUACAACGGCCUCAGAGGGAUGGCAGUGCCAUGGGACAGCGAGACAUCGUGGGCUUCCCCAAUGGUUCCAUGCUGCUGCGCCGCGCCCAGCCUACAGACAGUGGCACCUACCAAGUAGCCAUUACCAUCAACUCUGAAUGGACUAUGAAGGCCAAGACUGAGGUCCAGGUAGCUGAAAAGAAUAAGGAGCUGCCCAGUACACACCUGCCCACCAACGCUGGGAUCCUGGCGGCCACCAUCAUUGGAUCUCUUGCUGCCGGGGCCCUUCUCAUCAGCUGCAUUGCCUAUCUCCUGGUGACAAGGAACUGGAGGGGCCAGAGCCACAGACUGCCUGCUCCGAGGGGCCAGGGAUCUCUGUCCAUCUUGUGCUCGGCUGUAUCCCCAGUGCCUUCAGUGACGCCCAGCACAUGGAUGGCGACCACAGAGAAGCCAGAAUUGGGCCCUGCUCAUGAUGCUGGUGACAACAACAUCUAUGAAGUGAUGCCCUCUCCAGUCCUCCUGGUGUCCCCCAUCAGUGACACAAGGUCCAUAAACCCAGCCCGGCCCCUGCCCACACCCCCACACCUGCAGGCGGAGCCAGAGAACCACCAGUACCAGGACCUGCUAAACCCCGACCCUGCCCCCUACUGCCAGCUGGUGCCAACUUCCUGAUGGGUCCUGGGCCAGGCCAGCCAGGGAGAAGACAAGGCCCCAGCCCUCCUCUGGGAGCCUCACACCUGAGACCAGCAGGACAAGGCCAUUGGGGGCUGUGGGGCCGAUGAGGUGGACUCAGCCAAAGACUCAGCAGCACAUGGGGCAGGUGUCCUGGCAGGGGGACAGGAGACUGUAACAGGCCCAGGUCCUUGUGCAGCCCGUGAAUGCACGCCCGCCUUCGGUCUGUUCCUUCAAGCAAGCUGGCCUGGGCCAUGUGCCUGUGAAAGGCAGGCUCUGGCCCCUUUCCAUGCCAAAGUCCCCCAAGAUCUGGAUAUCUGGGGACAAGAUGGUGGCCUCAGGCCUGCCUCCCAGGCAGUUGGCUGGGCUCCCAACUGUCUGUCCUCAAUGCCCUACCCCAACUCCACUAGUGACCCUCAGAGUCUUCUCCCCUUAGGACAAGGCAGACACCCCACCAUGCGGGCCUCAGGUGGCAGAGAGGCCCAGCCUCACAGGCCUGUGGCCCCACACACCAGUCCCAGCAAGGUGACCACGGCUGCUGGACCCCUUCCCUGUUCAGGCAGGCCCAGCCCCUCUCAGAACCUGCUGCCAGCUGCUGGUCUUGGCCCCCACCCUGAAUCUUACUGAGUCCCUCUGGGCAGCAGCUCCCUUCUCCACCCCACCCCAGCACCCGUCCCAAAUGUGGCCUCAGCUUGUCCUCCCCUUCCCCAAACUAUGCAUUCAUUCAGCAAUAAAUGAGCCUUUGCUGUAUGCCAGACCCAGUUCUAGGCUCUUGCAGCCCUGGUAGAAAGCAAAACAAAAACUCCCGCUUUCCCAGAGGGUCACUUGGCAGGGGAAAGAAUCAGGAAAUAAAAUAAAUAAUGAA